UAUGCAAACAGGAACAUGGCUACCGGUGUUUAACAGCAACAGUCCAUCGUUUUAAUACAUUUUUUCGGCCUUAUUAAGUCUAUGAAGGUAAAAUAUAUUUUUCGGAGCCCCUGCCAGAGAAGAAAAAUCUUCGUAUAGUAUACCGGCAGAGGCAGCAGACCCUCUGAAAACAUCGUCUUCAUUUCCAUCAAUCACAGACAGUUUUUCAGUUUGGGUCAACAUGGCGAGUCCAAGGACCAGACGAGUUCUGAAGGAAGUGAGAACCCAAGAGGGGAAUAAUCUAUGUUUUGAGUGUGGGGCUUUUAAUCCUCAAUGGGUCAGUGUCACCUAUGGGAUCUGGAUUUGUCUGGAAUGCUCUGGAAAGCACAGAGGUCUGGGAGUCCAUCUCAGUUUUGUGCGCUCAGUCUCCAUGGACAAGUGGAAGGAUAUUGAGCUUGAGAAAAUGAAAGUGGGAGGAAAUGGAGAAUUUCGUCAAUUUCUUGAACUCCAAGAUGAUUAUGAUCCCAACUGGAACCUACAGGAAAAAUACAAUAGCAAAGCAGCUGCUCUGUUCAGAGACAAGGUGGCAACUCUAGCUGAGGGUAAGGAGUGGUCUAUGGAGACUUCCUCUGCCAAAAACUGGACAUCUCCUCAGCCUAAAUCUGGCCUUUCAUCCUCUCACCGCUCUGGAGGAACUGGACAAAGUUCAGCAAAAUCUGGUGACAAAGCUUUUGAAGACUGGUUGAGUGAUGAUGUUAAUUCAUAUCAGAGUGGAGGGGGAUACAGUGGGAAUCAAGAGAAUCGCUAUGUUGGAUUUGGCAACACGGUGACUCCAGAGAAGAAAGAAGAAGACUUCAUUAACAAUGCCAUGUCUUCAAUUUACUCAGGUUGGAGCAGUUUUACUGUAGGCGCUAGCAAGUUUGCCUCAUUGGCUAAAGACAAUACAACUAAACUGGCUAACCAAGCAACCUUAAAGGCCACAGAGUUAGGACAAACAAUAAAUGAGAAUGUUAUCAAACCCACCCAGGAAAAGGUGAAAGAUGGCAAAUUGCUAGAUGAAAUGGCCGUCAGCAUGUCUGGGCUGGCAAACAAGGUUCAGGGAGCUGGAGCAAAAUUGACAAAUCUUUUCUCUGGAAAAGCCGAUGAUGGGUCUGUUGGAGAGAGUUACCAGAACAUGGAUGCCACUGAGGGAUAUCAAGGCAGUUCUAGCCAGCCUAUGGGAAAGGACUUUUGGGAAACCUUUGGCAGCAACACCUCCUUAAAGGCUAAGAAAUCCCCCAGCAGUGACAGCUGGACCAUCGCUGACAACUCUGCAAAGAAGAGCUCUGACAGUUGGGACAAUUGGGGCUCUGAGGCAGCAUCCAACAACAAAAACAGCACAGGGGAUAGCUGGGAGGCCUGGGAUAACAACUGGGAGAAUGCAGAUGCUAAGACAAAGAAGAGUCCCACAAAACCUGCCGAGGAAACUUGGGAUAAUGCAGACUGGUAGUGACCUCACAACCUUACGUCUCCUCUCCUGUUCCCCACUGUUGCAUUUCUCCUCCAUCUCUCCUCAUCUCCCUGGCACUUCAAGGGAAAGAGCCACAUCAGUCUGUUGAUCCAUUCAAAAUACAUUUAUAAUAAACCCAUGAGAUAAAGACAGGCAAAAGCUGAGCUUGUUAUGAAAUGAAAUUCUUAAAUGUAAAACUAUAGUGACAUGAGAUUUAUUUUAUUGUAAGUAAUCGUCACAAAGAGUCCUGAUAAAUCUGUGUAAGUACGAUCAUGAAUGACUGCUCUGUCACCUUGUGUUUGAGAAUAAGCCAGUGAUAAUUCUGUAUCAUGGGGGUAAUUGUACUGGUUUCCAAUUCACCUCAUAAAAACAUGCAUGACAGAGAAAGUCUUACAUUGUAAAUAUAAUUCCUUGUAGAUACAUUGUAAUUAACACUAACAACAUUAUUUACUGGGUUCAUUUAAAUUCUGGCCCUGGAUCUUUUGCACAUUUUCUAAAAUAACAUUUAUUAUUGAAAUGUGCAAACUGUCAAAGGUCCUAAAAGUAGAGAUUUGUUGUUACAGCAUUAUCAGUAACCAUGAUUUGAAAUUGAUACAACAGGAACCUUAGAAGUAAAAAUGUUUAUUUUAUAGAAUUUAUCAGAAGAUUCUCCCUCUAGUUAAAUUUAUAUGUGUAGAGUAAAAUAAAUACUACGCUCAUGGUGACUGUAAAGUUUUUGGGUUAUGUUAAGUGGCAUCAAUCAGCUGCUGAAACCAGUUUAGACUAGUCCAAACAAUGCUCAGCAGUGUGAUUCCAUUCUUUUACCUUUCGUAAAAGAAGAAGGUUAAGACCAGACCAAGACUUCCAUACAAACUUUCCCUCUGAAUGUUCAGAGGUCCAGGUAUUCUUUAAAGGAAUGUUUUUUUCUGUAUGCAACUCCUAAGAUAAUUUUUAGCAAUGAAUGACACUGUAUAUUUCUUACAGGAUAGCUAAGUCUAAUGUAUCAUUAUCUUAAUGAUCUGCAUGGAGCAAGCUAAAAUUUCCCUGGAAUUUAACAAUUUUCAAGCAUCAUAAAUAAGAUUAGUGUCCCAAAAUGAGCUGAAUAUCAUCGAUGGACUAGGAGAGAGGAAGAGAUAUAUUUUUUAAUGUUUUAUGUGUUUCUUUUCUUAUUUUUCUGCCCUGAAAGCUGGAUGACUAUUUUAAUUGUGUUAUGUCUGUCAGCUUUCAAAUGAGAGCUUACAUUGCAAGGAUGGGCUUUAUUCCUUUGUCACGUGUGAUAUCAGACAUGCUCACACUGGGCCAUGCAUUCAAACUCACAUUCACUUAUGGCAGCAUAGAAACAGCAUGUACUAGCCCGUUUUAAAAGAUGCUGGCUCAACUGAUGUCACUGUUAUCCAAGUCCCUGUAAAGAGAUUAAAAAACAUGUAUUUUAAGUUUGUUGUAGGACAGGCCACUGUGUUACGAACAACCAUGCCAAAUUUGAGUCAUGACAAACAUCUCUAAGUUUAUAAAAUUAAGCUUCAAAAUCAUGAAAAAUGAAGUGGUAAAAUCUGCUCUAGGAUGGUGUGGGCGUGUCUGCUCAAUGAGCUGGAGCCACGCCCAAUAAUGAGAAUCACGACCCUUUAAAUGAAAAAUUAAAAAAAUGCUUUUUGUUCAAAGUUUGGAUUUCACUUUACAGGGACUUUAAUAAUUGUCUUCUUCAUGAUAAAACAUUUGAGAAUUUUUGAUAACUUCCUUGUUAAUGCAUCAUGGUCAACACAUGUAAUGAAGCUCUGAUAUUACACAUUUUCACACCAUUAUUGUGAAGAUUGAAAUGUACAGAGCUCUUAAACACUCACUGAAUUAACUCAAGCAUGAUACUGCAACUGCACUCAUACAUGCAGUUUUAUCAUUUAAAAAUAUUUUAACAGGAAGAAUAUGUUAAAUUGUGGAUUUUAUCAAGAACUAUGUGUCUAAAAUUUGAAAUGAACAGCUUAGGUUAAGGAUGAGGAAAAAGUUGCAACAGCAACCCUUCUUUUGUGGCCUUUAUUUCUGUGUAAGUUAAAACUUUAUCGUACUCUAAAUGCCUUUAAAGUUUCAUUACUUAGCACAUUUAAUAACCUGCAGAAGUCUUUGUAACAGUGCAGACCCCAGAAACUAAAUUUAGACACACAAAAACAGGUAAAGCUUUGAAUUGUUGUACAUUUGUUUAGAUCAAGCCGAAUAUCAAAGCAUUUUUGACAAGCUGUGAGUGCAUCUAAAACUUUGAGGCUUGGUGUUUGUCUUCACUGACCAGUAGCCCAUUCUAACUGCUCACAGAGCAGUGUACCAGUGCAAUACAGCUGCUGGAUUCAUGUUUGUUAUCAACGUGUUUUAACACUUUUGUUUUACGUCUUUGUCGUUGGGCCUCAUGAUUGGUGAAUAUCCAACUUUACUCCAACAGGUUAUAUCAUGUGAAAGAUAACAUUUAUUCCAUGCCCACUCUCUACCUCUGAGGAUUUUUGGUUUACUGCCAUUUUUUGUAAACUCUGAGCAUUGUUUUGUUGUCGACUUCAGAACAGUAGGCUUGAUUUGACUUUGCUAAGGUCUACAGUGUUGAUUUGUUCUUAGUCACAACACAAAAUGUAAAAAACAAAGAUCACUCCUGGAACAAUUGUGUUGCUGAUCCUUGCAGUCGUGUGCUUGUGUGUGUGGUGGUGUGUUACACACUUUGAACAGCUGUGAUUGCUGUCUGCUAAUUCUGAUGUCAGUGUGCCUAUGUGUCUCUGAUGCAGUGAGGUGUACAUGUCAAUUUACCAACACAGAUAAUGUCAAAUGAUACAUUUUCGGGCUCAGUUUUCUUGUAUUACUGAAGCUUUAUGAAAGUUUUUGUUACUGGAGGACUUUAGGCCAGUGUUCUAACAGUCCUUUGCCUGUAUUCAGCCAAAAAGUUCUGAUGCACCACAACUUUUUAUCUGUGAACGUCUUGGUUAGAUUGCUGAUGCGCUUAGUUCAUAGAUAAACUAUUGACUGAUUGCCAUCUGACAUGCAUAUGGUGAUGAUUCUUUUUUAAAGAAUUUUGAUGUUAUCUCAUUCUGAACUUUAACUUUCCAGAGCAGCGGUUGAGCUCAGUGUCUGUGCCUGUCAAACAUGUCAGACUGGGAUAUGUUCGUGUUUGUUGAUCCAACUAUUAUGUCAGAAAUACUAUUUUUGAUGUAAUGCAUGAGAUGUAACAUGGAACUAAAAACAUUGACCUUGUGUUUAAUUUGCGAACGCAGUUUCCCGCUGUGAAUUUGAGUGCAGUUGUCUGCUUUACCCCUUCAAGUUUCACCAGCAGCCAUCCUAUGAGGUGAGCCAGUGUUACCUAUUCAGCUGAGGCUGUGGAUGUUUUCCUGUACAAAUGGUUUCUGUGUUCAAUAAAAAUGUAUUGUGUUGUGAAUGCAA
Messenger RNA from Cheilinus undulatus (humphead wrasse), 4849 nucleotides. RefSeq names its product ADP-ribosylation factor GTPase activating protein 1 (gene arfgap1). Gene Ontology annotation, cellular component: Golgi membrane. Bases 221 to 1468 code for a protein of 415 amino acids. Gene Ontology annotation, biological process: regulation of endocytosis; regulation of ARF protein signal transduction. NCBI's taxonomy places the organism in Eukaryota, Metazoa, Chordata, Actinopteri, Labriformes, Labridae. Gene Ontology annotation, molecular function: GTPase activator activity. The record is from RefSeq and is a predicted model, not a curated record. The transcript has 13 exons.